Molecule: messenger RNA, 1574 nt
Organism: Haemorhous mexicanus (house finch)
Lineage: Eukaryota; Metazoa; Chordata; Aves; Passeriformes; Fringillidae
Gene: CX3CL1
Product: C-X3-C motif chemokine ligand 1
Exons: 3
Coding region: 192-1451 (419 amino acids)
Biological process (GO): chemokine-mediated signaling pathway; cellular response to interleukin-1; G protein-coupled receptor signaling pathway
Cellular component (GO): extracellular region
Molecular function (GO): CCR chemokine receptor binding; chemokine activity
Source: RefSeq, a predicted model, not a curated record
CUGCUGCUGUCGUCACCCUUGGACACGUGUGAGAGGCUGAAUAACAACUAGAGCUCUGUCUCGGGGCUUCACAAUCCUGGAAUGAGCGGCAGCAUCUGUGUUGCUCCGGAGGAUGCAAUAAGCAACCGGGAGUGGGAAAUACUGCCGGUAAUCCCUCCCUGCCUGCCUUUCCUCCUGCCGACCACGGGAACAUGAAGGCUGCCUGUCUCCAGAUGCUGCUGUGGGCCCUGUGCCUGGUGACCCUGGCUGGAGGGCAACCCAGAGCACCUGUGUGGUGUGCAGAAAAUUGCAAAAAUUUUACAAAGAAGUUACCAGAGAAUCUGAUCAGGAGCUACGAGACCAAAUCCGUCUGUGGACGAAAUAUCACCAUAUUUGUUACUGUGAAGUCCAGGAGGAUUUGUGCAGAUUCAGAUGAAGGCUGGGUGAAGAAGAUCAAAGACAAACUGGACAGGAAAAGUGCCACAGUGAUGCCACCACAUGAUGUCACCUUGGCAGAAGAGCCUGGUAGUGUUGAGAGACGUGUUGGUCUUCCAGAACUGGCUCCAUCUCAAGCCACUGCUCCAGCUAGUUUCUUCCAAGGGACUGGAACAACACUUAGGGAGAGAGUUCAUGCUCCUGCUGCCACGACAGAGGUGUCCAGCACGCCCCCAGUGGGCAGGCAGGAGCCCCCCCAGCUCCCUGCAGGAUCCAGCCCCGUGACACAGGAAGAGGCUGUGCACCCUGAGGUCACUCCAGAAGCAAAGGGAGAGCCCUCAAAUUCUCCUGCAUCUUCACCAACUGUUGCAGCAGGCCUGGGCUCCAGGCAGCCCACCCCACACCCCACUGGUCAAGACACAGGUUCUCCUAACUCCAAUUCAGACCUGAUGGCUGCUGCCAGAGGGUCAAACCAACCUGUUCUUGGAUCCCUGAGCCCUACAAGAGCCAGAGCCAGCACACCAGACACUGCUUCCAGCAGUUCUAGGUCAGAUCUCCUCUCCAACUGGGACAGUAUGGAGACCAUCACAGUCACAGAGACAGCACCACAGACUGCUUCAGUUUCUACUCUGAGCUCCACCACUGCCAUAGACAAAGCUGCCUCUGUCCAUACCAGCAGGGUUGUUGGUCCCUCUGCAGGGACAGCAGCAUUUGAUCAUUCAUUGCCUGUAGGAAAGCAAGAGCCUUCAGACACAGUAGUUUUUACUCACCAGGCACUGUCGAGCCAAGCCAGAGUGCAGAUGAUCACAGUCAGGCCAAACAAUCUGCCUCUGCCCAGCUUCCUGUCCAAAUCUCAAAUGCACUUUGUCAUCACAGUUUCUGUGGUGUGUGGACUGAUGGUUGGCAGUGUUGCUCUUGUAUGGGUGUAUCUGAAAUUUGGAGUCAAACCAGAAGAAACGUCAAGAGAAAUGGUGCAGGGCUUGCUCUACCAGCAGGCAGGGCAGCAAGACAAUGUCUAUCCAAUGGAAGCAAUAUGAAUGCUUCGUGGCAUGGACAUUUCUGGCCUCAUCUGUAUGAGUGUUGCUCCAGAAAAGCUGUUCAUGCUGAAAUGGUGACCAGUAGGAAGCAAGCCUGGGAAUAAAAAUCACAGAGAAAACUGA